AUGCUGUUGAAGACGUUUGUCAGCCUCGCGCUGGCUCUGUACAGCUGCAAUGCGACUAUGACGCUGCCCAUGAAGCGGGUCAGCCUGGACAGCACGUCUCUGCUUGCUAAAAAGGUCACCAAGCGCAAUGCUCACCUUGGCUUCACGACGCACACCCAAAGGAACUCUUUCGGCUCGUACAUCAUUGACUUUGCCGUGGGCAGACCUGCCCUCCAUACUCACCUCGCCGUCGACAGCGGCAGUGCGAUCACCUUCUUUGGCGUCGAGCAUGGUUACACCAAGACAAAGACGACGAGAAAUACUUCGAUCCCUUUCAGUGAAAACUUUGGCGAUUCGAGCGGUAUCAGCGGCUUUCUUGUACGAGAUCAAAUCAGCUUUGCUAAGGACAUCACCUUUGAUGGCUAUCUCGGCGCAGCUUUCGUCAGCAAAUUCUUCCAAUCAACAGAGCCAGGUACCCCCGGACUCUUAGGCUUGGGCAACAGAGCCAUGUUCGAUCAGACACUCGGCAACAACUCCAAUGCUAUCCCAACGGCCGUCGAGUCGAUGCAGAAUGCCAAGGUGAUCGAUGAAAAGAUCGUCACCUUGAACCUGCGCGAGCCUGCCAGCAUCCAUUUUGGCGGUGCUGAUCUCAGCAAGAGCAAGGGUCCCGUCGGCUACAUGCCUCGCAAAGACAUCGGAAGCGUUUCGUACUGGGCCUGUGACGUGUACAUGCCCUCUCUGGGUGUGACUGCAAAGCGCAACGAGAACGCUACAAGUUUGAUCGAUUCCGGUACAGAGCUGACCUUCCUUGCUCGUGCGCCUCUGCUUGUCUAUUACGAGAAGAUCAAAGAGAUUGGAGGCUCUUACAAUGCCAGCAAUAACUUCUUCCAGUACCCUAAAGGCGCUUUGCCUCCCACCAUCGAUCUUACUAUUGGCGAUACCCUGCUGCCUCUGUCUGGAGAAGCCCAGACUUUGCCCGAAGCUCUCAAGAUCCCCAACGAGCUGGACAUGAGCCUCGAUUAUUCGAUUAUCUUGCCUGCUCGAGAUGGAGCCACGACGUCGCUCAUUGGAAGCACUCUGCUCAGCCAUUACAGCGUUAUAUUCGAUUCGGAGAAGGACCGCAUCGGCUUCGCUCUACGCGCAUAG
This is a messenger RNA of Mixia osmundae IAM 14324, 1125 nucleotides long. RefSeq lists its product as uncharacterized. The transcript has a single exon. The record is from RefSeq and is a predicted model, not a curated record. Gene Ontology annotation, biological process: proteolysis. The coding region runs from base 1 to 1125 and encodes 374 amino acids. Lineage: Eukaryota; Fungi; Basidiomycota; Mixiomycetes; Mixiales; Mixiaceae. Gene Ontology annotation, molecular function: aspartic-type endopeptidase activity.